AUGCGACACAUUGCAUGGCUUCACCGUUCGUACGUGGCCAUCCACAACAGACGUGUGUCGAAGCGUAUCUCCACGUCAAGCCUAACAAGCUCACCUCUCUUUCCCACGCGUCAGUCUCUCCCCCACGUGUCCAUCCCCUUCUCCCUCUCUAUAUACGCUCCCUUCAAUUCCAUCGCCCGUCGAUAUCCUUCUCCCUAUGAGAACUUCCCUUCAGACCAUGGGCGACAGCGAGCGCGAGCGGCACCCGACCGAAGCCGUGAAGGGCUACCUGCCGGAGAAAGGCCCCUCGACCUCUCAAGCUCUCGCGGUGGCCACGCUGCUACCCCUCGGCGGCGGCCUACUCGCCCUCGCGGGGCUCACGCUCGUCGGCUCGCUGAUAGGGCUCGCCGUGCUGACGCCGCUGUUGCUGCUGUUCGGCCCGGUGGUGGUGCCUGCGGCGCUCCUGGUGGCGCUGGCGGUGACCGGGUUCCUGGCGUCGGGCGCCUUCGGGCUUACGGGGUUGUCGUCGAUGGGGUACCUGCUGAACCAGGCGAGAGGGAUGUUGCAUAGGACGCCGGAGCAGAUGGAGGACACGAAGCGAAGGGUGGGGGAGGUGGGACAGAGAGCGAAGGAGGCCGCGCGUUCCGGUCAGAGAACCUAAAGCCAUCUCCACGUACGUGUAAUCUUGGUGCUGUAGUUUGAGGAUGUGAUCCAACCCGUUAGCAGAAAAUAAUCACGUAAUGAUAAUGCUUUUACGAUCGUUCCCUAAAAUUCAUUUUCCGACAUUAAAUAUAGAGACUAAUAAACAAUUCUACCAAUAAACAGAUAUUUGUGUCUUCUAUAUUUUGUCGUCUCAUCUAUCGCCAGGCA
Messenger RNA from Musa acuminata subsp. malaccensis (wild Malaysian banana), 849 nucleotides. Its product is annotated as oleosin H2-like. Gene Ontology annotation, biological process: response to freezing; lipid storage; seed oilbody biogenesis. The record is from RefSeq and is a predicted model, not a curated record. Gene Ontology annotation, cellular component: membrane; monolayer-surrounded lipid storage body. Lineage: Eukaryota; Viridiplantae; Streptophyta; Magnoliopsida; Zingiberales; Musaceae.